CAGAAGAGCGAUCUGACCGACGCGCUUGCAUCGCACACGGCCAUUUUGGAAGCUUCGGUGCUUCGUUGCGGAGCUUUUGCCUCCGUCGUCCUCCCGCGAGGGCCGCGUGCGAUAAAACAAAAACGAGAGAGAGAAAGAAGGAAGACUGAUCGGAAAGAAAAGCGUGUGCUUUCGCGAGUACAUCAUUCAUUGGGCUCGAUGUGCGCGAUAAUCGGUCGCGGGAGGACGAGAUAGCGUCGGGUCUGUCGGUUCUAUCGAUCAAUAUCACAAACCAAGAAACGAAACCAGAACUACCAUGGAGGACGAUCAGCAGUUCUGUCUCAGGUGGAACAACCACCAAAGUACACUAAUACAAAACUUUGACACACUUCUCGAAAGCGGAACACUGGUCGACUGCACGUUGGCGGCGGAAGGGAAAACCCUCAAGGCCCACAAAGUAGUCCUUUCCGCGUGCAGUCCAUAUUUUGAGUGCCUCCUCAGCGAACACUAUGAUAAGCACCCAGUCUUCAUACUCAAGGAUGUUAAGUUUAAAGAACUAAAGGCAAUGAUGGAUUAUAUGUAUAGAGGGGAAGUAAAUAUUUCUCAAGACCAAUUGGCAGCACUCCUCAAAGCCGCUGAAUCUUUGCAAAUAAAGGGCCUUUCGGAAAGUAAAACAACCGGCAGUAGUAAGACGGAAUCCAGGCCACAAAAACCCGUCUCACAACCUACAGCCCCGUCGUUAGACAUUCCACACUCGUCUUCCGGUCUGACGAUAGAAAAGAACAAAGUUCCUAGGCAAAGUAUGACGUCAAGUUCCGUGGGAGAUAUACCUGAAGAUACGGCUAGUCCACAGGCAAAAGGGCUCUCCUCCAAGAGGGAAGGUUCUCAAAGUCCGACUCCACGAAAAAGAAAGAGAAUUCGAAGAAGAAGCUCGGGCGAAGAAAACACGAUAGAAAAUCAGGAUGCCUCCAGUUCUAGUGAUAUGCCUCAGCAAAUGAGCGUUCCGGCACUUGGAAUCGCACCAGUGGCAGACGAAAAAGUUCAUUCGAAUCCAACUGAUUCUCUCGGCAGGUCAACUCUGAUGACGCAACUGACGAAACCUGCCGAUGAGAUGUUACAGUUGCCACUUGAAAAACCCGAGCCAAACGAUAAUUUCAUCGAGCCAAAGUCUGAAUUUGUAGAGGAGACGGAGGAGGGUGUCGAGGAUUUGACGUUAGACGAUGAUAUGAACGAUCUUAAUGACAUGGAACAAGACAACAACAGAGCCGGACCGUCCCAUGACUCCACCCAACAUUCUGCAGGUCUUGGAACGUGGCAUGUUACUGGGAAUCGAAGUAAUGCAGAAGGCAUCUAUGAAGCGGUAGGAGGGGGUAGCGGACCACAAGACGAGGUGUAUCUAGCUCAGGAAGCAGCACAGCAAGCACAUCGCGACUCUCAAGAAAAAGAGGAAGAAGAAGGAGAAGAAACACCAGAAAUAGAAACACCAGGAAUAUCAGAGAUAGUAAUAUCAGAGAGCAGAGAAAAUUCGAUAGAAAAAGAAAUAUCUCUCAAGAAGACAAAGAAAUUAUCAGUAAAAAGAAAAAAAUCACCUCAGAUGGAAAGCACAUUAGUAGUCGAAAAGGUAUUACAAAAUGACGUGGAAAUACAACUGAUCAUCGAAAAAGUACAACGACCAGUGAAGAAAACAUCAGCGAGUAAGGAAGAAAUAUUGUCGGAGGAAGAACCAUUGAUUGUGAAAGAAAAGGAGAAAUUAUCGAAGAAGAAAACGAACACAUCUGAACAAGCAGUGCAAACGCGAGAGAAAACAACAGUUUCUAGUGAUGACGCGUCAAAUAAUGAACCUUCAACUAGUACCGGUCACAGAGGAACGUCUCGAAAUCUCACCGACCCCGACGUAGUCAUCUCCUUGAACGGCUCGUCCGACAACGAAAGUACAGCUUGGACAGCGAAGAAUGACAAUCCGACGUAUCUCUGCAGCUACUGCAACGAAUUGUUCUUCUCGUAUAGAAUUCUCAAAAGACACGUAUCGGAAACUUGCUUGUCCAAUCCGAAUUCUAGAACAAACAACUUGAGCGCCGGAAGAUACAAGUGUCAUGAUUGUGGUCGCAAUUACAAGCACGAGAAGAAUCUGAGAUAUCAUCAAAAGCACGAAUGCAAACAAACAGUCACGUGUCCAGAUUGCGGCAGAACUAUGCAGGGAACGUACAUAACGGAACGUCACAAGAGGAAUUACUGCGUUAGCAAGCAGUGGCGUAAGAAAGAAACAAAACUAGAGCCGCUGGAACUUUUCAGCGAAGAUUCCAGCAUGGAGUUAUAAAUGAAAAAAAACAACAAAUUCUCUUUUUUGUUUUUGCUACCUUAAUCGUGUUUUGCGAUAAUACUUCAAUCAAAACAAAAUACUAUUUUUGUCUAAUUACUGGCAUCAAUGAUAAGUGUCUAUACGAAAUAAAGAAAACGAAAAAUUAUAAUAAAAGUAAAAUUACUCGUAUGUAUCUUGUAGUGUUUAGUAUGUUUUUUUUCUCUCUUACACAAUUUUAUGUUAAUUGUGUGUAUCUGCUAAUGUUAGCAUAUAACGCUAUAAUGUUGAACGUAAUUUUUCAAAGAAAGAAACGCGUAAUUUUUGUCACGUUUGCGCAGUCAUUAUAAUUGAUAUAAUGACUAUUACACACAAGUGUCAUUUUAUUAUUAUAAGUUUAUUAUUAGAAGUUGCAUUAUUUUAAAGAAUUAUUAUUAUUAAUUAUGCAUAUUGUUUGCAACUUAAUUCGUGUUUCUGCUUUUAUACACUUAUAAUUAUACGGAGAAAGCAACUUGUGGAAAAACUUAAUUACAAUUUUGAUUGCAAUUCAGCUUUUUUGUUUUCUCGUGCUUUAUUUUGUGCACUUACACUCGAAUGUACCAGGAAAAAACUUAUAACUGAUAUUAUUAGUUGAUACUAAAUAUUUUGUGCAUUUAUAUUUUAGUUGAGUAAGUUUAUUGUGCACGCGAACUUUCUUUUUUCUCGUUAAGCGCAAAGAGAAAC
Molecule: messenger RNA, 2998 nt
Organism: Pseudomyrmex gracilis
Lineage: Eukaryota; Metazoa; Arthropoda; Insecta; Hymenoptera; Formicidae
Product: longitudinals lacking protein-like
Exons: 7
Coding region: 296-2296 (666 amino acids)
Biological process (GO): regulation of transcription by RNA polymerase II
Cellular component (GO): nucleus
Molecular function (GO): protein binding
Source: RefSeq, a predicted model, not a curated record